This is a messenger RNA of Kluyveromyces marxianus DMKU3-1042, 558 nucleotides long. RefSeq lists its product as uncharacterized. The transcript has a single exon. NCBI's taxonomy places the organism in Eukaryota, Fungi, Ascomycota, Saccharomycetes, Saccharomycetales, Saccharomycetaceae. The record is from RefSeq and is a predicted model, not a curated record. Bases 1 to 558 code for a protein of 185 amino acids.
AUGUCCUUUGGUGUCAGAAGAGUAAGCAAGCAGAUUGCUCGCACAAGUGCUAGAAGCGAAGAGGUGUUGUCUGACGAAGCAUGGAUGGACUAUAACGUCGAUAUUGCUGAGUACCAUGUGGUAAACGAUCCGUUGGUCUUGAGUUCAAGUAGCGACGACGAUGAGCAAUGGGAGUAUGAGCAUGAACAAGAAGAUCCAAUACGCCGGAUCGACAGGUGGAUGAGUUCGCAUACGGUUGCAGUACGAAUGCAGACUCCCGAUAUUGUUUCAGUGGAAGAUGAAGAAGAUUAUUAUGAUGAUGGUGAUAGCGAGGGCGGGAGCCGGGUGUGUCUUGUUGUUCCUUACCUUUCCGAGAAAUUUGUGUGUUUGACGGAGUACCAGUUAGAGUUGGUGCGCAAACUUGUGGUUGAAAUGCUCCCAUUGCUUCCACGGUCGAGUGUUGGGGGGCCAGGUGGUAGUAAUAGUGGUAGUAGUAGUAGUACUGGUAUUAGUAGUGGUGGUGGCAGGGCUGCUACCCGAAAGAACAACAAGUACAGAUUGCCCAGCGUGCUUAUCUAG